AUCAUAAAUACGCUGCUGCAACAGUACAUAGGAGUUCAGGUAUAAUAUCAGUCUGAUGUGUGGCAUCGUCGUGUGAACAAUGGAGACAAUGGAUCGCGGAGGAAAGGAAAAGCUCUCCACAUUCCAGAAAGAUGCGCUGUCCGCACACAACAGAUAUCGAGAAAAACAUGGCGUCGGAACACUGAAGUUAAGCGAUGACCUUUGCGCGCAUGCGCAGCAGUGGGCCGAGCACCUGGCCAGCACAGAUACGUUCAAGCACAGCAACAAGGACUUUGGGGAGAAUAUUGCCAUGAAUUUCAGCAGCCAGACAACAGAAUAUACAGGCCAGCAGGCGACUGACCAAUGGUAUUCCGAAAUCAAAAAGUACAACUUUGGCGCAACCGGGUUUCAGUCGGGUACAGGUCAUUUCUCUCAAGUUGUCUGGAAUGACUCCAAGGAAAUGGGUAUCGGCAAAGCGGUGGCCAAAAGCGGCAAGGUUUAUGUUGUGGCCAACUACCGACCGGCAGGGAACAUGAUGCGCGCGUACCAGGAGAACAUCUUCCCUCCACGAAGCGGCCCGACGGACACCAGCGCGGGCAGAGAAGAUGGCGACACGAGAAGGUCGCCGGGCGAAAGGGAGCAUGGGCUCUACGACAAGAAGGAACAGGAUCGGGCUGGUCACGGUAUCGGCAUUGCCGUGACCCAGUUCCAGAAAGACGCCCUCAUCGUUCACAACGAAUACCGAUCUAAGCACGGCGUUGAUUCGCUGAUGCUCUCCGGGGAUCUGUGUAAGAGUGCCCAGGAAUGGGCAGAUCACCUUGCCCAGACGGGCCGGUUGCAGCACAGCACGCGACAUGGUAUCGGGGAGAACGUGGCCAUGCAUUAUUCAUCCGCUACUACCGAAUACUCAGGCAAGCAAGCGUGCGACCAAUGGUACAGCGAGCUGAGCAAGUAUAACUUCGAGAAACCAGGCUUUGGAAAUGGAACAGGUCACUUCACACAGAUGGUUUGGAAGGAGUCCAGGGAGUUUGGCAUCGGUAAAGCGGUGACUAAAGACGGCAAGGUCAUGGUGGUUGGCCAGUACCGACCGCCUGGUAACGUGGUAGGACGGUACGAGGAGAACGUGUUCCCACGGUCGGACGACUACCGACCGUCACCCAGUGCUGCCCAGACAUCUAAGGUAACUCGAGUUGUUCGUUCUACGAAGUAUGUGACUGAGCAGUCGCCAGAUGAUGUUACCCGAAAGGUCGGCGGCAUGAAACUCAAAGAUGCGGACUUGUCUCCCUCGGACCUUCGGACUUUCCAGCGGGACUCCCUGGAAGCCCACAACAAGUACCGGGCCCUCCACGGCGCCCGCAGCCUGAGGCAGUCGGACGACCUGACCAGGCGAGCCCAGGACUGGGCCGCUCACCUCGCCAAAAACGAUGAGUUCAAGAACAGUGGCAACUCCGAUGUCGGGGAGAAUAUUGCUAUGCACUACUCCAGUGCCAGCACCGCGUUUUCUGGAGAGGAAGCCACUGACAUGUUUUACCGCCAGAUUUCCAAGUAUAACUUCAAGGAGCCUGGAUUUGUCUCCGGCUCAGGUCACUUCACCCAGUUGGUCUGGAAAGACACCGAGGAGUUCGGCAUAGGCAAAGCGAUCACCAAGGAGGGAAAGGUCAUCGUGGUGGCUUUCUACAGUCCCCCCGGCAACGUCAGGGGGAAAUUCGACACCCAAGUAUCCGAAGCGGGAAAAUGAAACCGGUAGUGUCAAAAACAAGAGGGCGGUUGAGAUGUUGGAAAGGGCGCCCUCCUGGUAAUUAGGGAUUUAUUAUUUGUCCUCGAAAUUUGUUAAUGUUUAUGUUGGUCAGUUACUGUCGGGUUUAUCAUUAAUGUAGUUCGCCUUUCUUGUUACCAUAUUCAAUUCUGCUUGCCCAUUGGUAUUGCCUGUAAUGUGAGUUUAUUGCAUAAUUUAAAUGUGAGUUUAUUGCAUAAUUUAAAUGUGAUUGUAUUUUGUUAAAUGGUUGUGGUUACGCUGCAUGUUUAUUCUUAAAAUUAAAUUUAAAGCACGGAAAUUUCACAUUCCAUAUUUUGUUCGGGUAAAUUAUAACAUUUUUUUAAUAUUCGAGUUGCACUAAAGGUGACGAGGUGAUACACUUUUAUUUACCAUGCGGCUGAAUCUAGUUUUAGUGAACAUCAUCAGUGCAAUAAUCAUUAUGGAACUGAAAUCAGGUUCUAAUUAUUGUUUGAAUAAAUCUGUUUUAUUUUAAAAACAACAAUUGUAAUGUUUAAAACUAUCAACAGCUAUAUGUAUAUCAAUGUUGACAUCUUUUGGAUUUGUUCUUUGUGGACCGUUUGGUAUUGUAAACAUUUAUACUGUGAUAUGCAUAUGCAUGAGUGCCUCAGGUUUAACAUAUUCCCAUUAUCUUUCAGUUUCAAAACCAAGUUAAGCGAUUGGCUGUACAUUUAUGCAUAAUCAUGUAUGUUGAUUUUAAUGCGUAUAUAGAUAUGAACAUAGUUUAUGUAUUGUUUUCAUAAGGCUGAACAACGAACAAAGUUAAUCUGAUGUAGUAACCUGUAACAAAUGCAGAAGUUUCACUUUGAAUUACUCGUUAUUAUUUCAAAAUUAACAAGUAUGGCUUUCAAUAUCGCUUCCUUAUAAUGUAUCAUGUUCAGGAGUCAAAGUAACUGAUAACAGUAUACAUGUAACAGCGUGUAAAGAUAUUCUACGCUUAAGGAGAAACUAAUAAGAUUGACUAGAUUAAUAAUUAAAGAGAACAUGUAAUUAAGGUAUGGGCUUACAGAAGUUUGGACUCCAUACUGCAAAUAACCCCAAUGCCUACGGUAUGUUAAUCCCAUAGCACUGUGUCACACAGGAGUGUAACCCUUUAUCAAAAACACGAAUCCCAGUAUGCUAUAGAUAAUAAAUUUAAUAUACCAUUUACAUGCACUGUUUGACCGAUAUUCAAUUAUAUCGACUGAACGAUAAAAUAUCUUACACGCAGCACGAAUGGGUUUUAUGUUUAAGGAUUGAUUGGAGAUCAUGAAUAAUGCAUCAAUGAGCGGAUUGGCUAGCCCAGGGGCAACGUGGUUAGACAGAGGCAAGGUGUGGGCUGUUGUCACGUGGAGAAGACCACUUCGUUGCAGUAACUGAAUGUGACCGAUAUAACACAAAAGAUAGCUUUACGUUCAUCGAAUUGUUCAGCAAUUGAAAUAUAUAGUUCUUUUAUCUCUUUAUCAGAACUGUUCCUUGUUUAAUUGUUUGAAUCAGAUUAUAUUCUCUUGUUCUUCUCAUUUAUACGGAUUAACGUGCUCAACGGAAUUUGACAUCACCGUGGUUUAUGAUCUACUUGUGUACGUCACGACUUAGUUUCCUAAACUGUAUUGAACGGAUCCCGCCUAUUUCCACCUAAAACAUGUUUAACAAUAUAUGUUCUUUUUAGAUGUUUAAAAUAUGCAUUUUCUUGAACAUUGUUGAAAUCAUUACAAGUUAUAUAUAAAUAAAUCUGCGACUAUCUGUUGAAAAUAUCGAAAGAUUUUCUGCGGAACACAUUUCUAUGAAAUUUAGUUGUGGCUAAAACAGAAAUAAAGGAAGUUGAACGGAAAAAA
This is a messenger RNA of Patiria miniata (bat star), 3567 nucleotides long. RefSeq lists its product as uncharacterized. Gene Ontology annotation, cellular component: extracellular region. Bases 80 to 1717 code for a protein of 545 amino acids. The record is from RefSeq and is a predicted model, not a curated record. NCBI's taxonomy places the organism in Eukaryota, Metazoa, Echinodermata, Asteroidea, Valvatida, Asterinidae. The transcript is spliced from 12 exons.